Molecule: messenger RNA, 2634 nt
Organism: Centrocercus urophasianus (Greater sage-grouse)
Lineage: Eukaryota; Metazoa; Chordata; Aves; Galliformes; Phasianidae
Gene: FYTTD1
Product: forty-two-three domain containing 1
Exons: 9
Coding region: 26-976 (316 amino acids)
Biological process (GO): mRNA export from nucleus
Molecular function (GO): mRNA binding
Source: RefSeq, a predicted model, not a curated record
GGCGGCGGUGGUCCUGCGGGCGGCCAUGAGCGCGUUCGGGGCCGCGGCGUUGCCGUCCGGAUCCUCGGCCGCUGCUGGGACUCGAAGCGGCAGCAGCGACAGCCUGGAGAAGAUCGACAUGUCCUUGGAUGAUAUAAUUAAACUGAACAAGAAAGAAGAGAGGAAGCAGUAUUCCCCCAAAAUGAAGAGAGGACUCCAGCAGAAUCGAACUCAGCAAUUCAGGACACCAGGCUCCAAGUGGGGGAUCCAACAACAGAAAGGUUAUGGUAAAAAUCAUUUGGGACACAGAAAGAAGAUUGUAGGGAAGAAGCGUCCUUAUGGAGUUAUAACUGGCUUGGCAGCCAAGAAAGCAAUGGGUUCACACAAAGGAAUUAGUCCUCUGAACAGGCAGCCACUUAGUGAGAAGAACACACAGCGGAAUUAUCCCGUCCUGAAAAAGAAACCGAACUUGCGAAGGCAAACUGAAAUGCAGAGAAAACAAAUUCCAACCCUCAGGAGACCUGCCCCGCUAAGCAGGAGGAAUAACAUGCCAUCUGCUUUUGCCAGAAUUGGAAACAAACUAAAUCAGCAGAAAGACACUCGUCAAGCAACUUUCCUGUUUCGAAGAGGGUUGAAGGUGCAGGCCCAAGUGCAGCCAACAGAAGAUCUUGAUACUCAGACAGCAAAGAGAACUCGUCAAUGGCGAACUUCUACCACAAGUGGAGGGAUUCUGACUGUGUCCAUUGAGAACCCAGGAGCAAUCAUAAGCCCAAUUUCCCAGAAAUUGCGAUUAACUCGUACUCCUGUGCCCCCGUUUCUGAUGAAGAGGGACCAAUCUGAAGAGAAGAAGAUUCCCAAAGGGGUUCCGUUGCAGUUUGAUAUUAAUAGUGUUGGAAAGCAGACAGGGAUGACACUGAACGAACGUUUUGGGAUCCUGAAGGAACAAAGAACAGCGCUGUCUCAGAACAAAGGGAGCCGUUUCGUAACAGUGGGCUAACCUGACCAAUGGACGAGCACUGAUCCCACCUGUCUAAGAAAGUGAGAUAAAAGUGGGCAGCAGAAUGCAUAAGUCACUGAAAUUCUCCAGACUUCUUGCUAAGGUGGUGUCAGAAAUAGCUAUCUUUAUUACUUCCACUUUGAACAGUAAAGACAUUUUGCCCUGAAAGGAGGGAAGAGUGUGGGAACUGUUCUGCUAAAGUGACACCAUUACCCGGUUGGAACAGGUUCUGUUGCCCAGAUGUUGACAAACACUGAUUUUGGUUCAUCUUGCAAUCAAUAUAUAAACAUGAAGUUAAAAGCUUUUUUUGUUUGUUUAAAAGUACUCAGUAUCUGUUCUUUGACACCUUGUUAUAAGUAAAGAUUGUGUCAGUGUUUCAUUACAACUACCAUUUUAUGGUGUUGGGGUCUGCCUACAAACGUUCCUCUGGACUGAAGUUUGGCACAGAGCCUCGGUCCGUGAAUACUUUGGUAGUGAUGUAGCAACAUUUUUCAUGGGAGCAUUGGUUGUACUUCUUUGUGCUUUUGAAGUUCAACUUUUUUUCUUUUCUUUCUUGAAGACUUAAGGUUUUGCAUCCUCUUUUUCACAAAUAAAGCUGUUAGUUGAGACCCGUGAUAUUAAAUCGGGAUGGAGACCAUUCUACUCUUAUCCUUUAAAAGUGGUCCAGGUCACUUCAGAAGAAUACUGCUCAGGCAAUGUGAAAGCAACUUAUACUACAAAUAUCUGGGCAACUUUAGCAUCAUCUGCAGAUAGAGUAUGUCUUGUCUCCUAUCUUUUUCCUUGAGCAACUGCUUACUAUUUUCUUUUGUAAGUGUUGUUUUUUUCCUCAAACUGAAGGCAAUAACCUUACAUUUUUAAGUAAUUUCAUAGGAAUAAAUGUAACAGUUCACAAGAAGGUCAGUGGUAUGGUAGAGUUCCUUACCCCCUAGUUACAGGAUCCUUAUCUUGCAAACCUUGCCCUGAAGGCUUUUCUCUGCUUUGUGCAAAUGGCCAGAAGCAUGCAAUCCAAUGGCACCUGUUUGUAUAUACCAAAGAGAGGUGAGAUGUAAGGCUCAGUAGUGGUCAGGCAUCUUGAAGCUGGCUGAAGGUGGGGAAUGUUGCUGGGAGAAAGCCCGCAGUCCAGCAGUGUAGGUGAGGCAUUAAAGCAGGAGCACGUGGACACUUACGUGAGGCUUGGCUUUGUGUGUCUGAAUUUGCAGGAUGGUAACAACUGAGUCAUUGCCAGUAUUGGUUUGUAUCAUCCCUAAAGAUGGGGGACCUGUUCAGAAUGAACAUACAGAUAAAGCUGCUUCCAGCCCAGGUUCUGAUCGACUGAACCUUGUUCUACAGCAAUGCAAUUGAGGUACAGCCAGGUGAAGGAAUGGUCAGCUUGCUGCAUCCAUCAACAUUUAUGGUGUUUGGAGUGGUUUUAAUUCUUUUUAUUUUUCUUGAAGAGUUUACACUGAACUUCUUACAAAACCAGUUUCCUUGUGUUUUUAUCUCAAGUUCGUUGUUCACUCAUGUUUACUGGAGACUUCAGUGUUUGAAAGCGUUUUUAAGUGUUGACUGUAGAAGAGCUUUCAUCAUGCAGCAAUUUUAAGUCAGAAUGCAUCCUCGAUGCUAUAUAGUACUUAAACCCUUAUUUUUGAUGUUGACAAAUACACCUUAGCAGAAACAAA